This is a messenger RNA of Erinaceus europaeus (western European hedgehog), 743 nucleotides long. RefSeq names its product selenoprotein W (gene SELENOW). NCBI's taxonomy places the organism in Eukaryota, Metazoa, Chordata, Mammalia, Eulipotyphla, Erinaceidae. Gene Ontology annotation, cellular component: cytosol. Gene Ontology annotation, biological process: response to selenium ion. The record is from RefSeq and is a predicted model, not a curated record. The transcript has 6 exons.
GCGGCAGCCUUUGUGCUGCGUCCGGGUGUCGCCGAGUUCUGCGUCCCAGCGGUCGGGGUGCGCGCCGCGAGUUUGGGGUGCACCAGCUCGGGUGGGCUUCGCGCCGUGUGCAUGCUGCGAUCCAGGGCCAUGGCCCUCGCCGUGCGAGUCGUUUAUUGUGGCGCUUGAGGCUACAAGUCCAAGUAUCUUCAACUCAAGAAGAAGUUGGAAGAUGAGUUCCCUGGCUGCCUGGACAUCUGUGGCGAGGGGACCCCCCAGGCCACCGGGUUCUUUGAAGUCUUGGUAGCUGGGAAGUUGGUUCACUCCAAGAAGAAAGGCGAUGGCUAUGUGGACACAGAAACCAAGUUUCUGAAGCUGGUGACUGCCAUCAAAGCCGCCCUGGCUCAGGGCUGAUGUUCCCGGAAGCAGAGCUUGGUGCCUGGGCCCAGCCCCUCUCUGCAGACGCUUCAUGAUGGGAAGGACUGAAAUGUCCCUGGACGCCUGGUCUUUCCCUGAUGUUCUUGCAGCUGCUGAGCAGGGAGCAGAGCUCGGAGCCCCUGGGCCCUGCUGUGUGUGUGUGUGAGUGUGUCCUGGGCAUCCAGCUCAGGGACUAGCCCUGCCCCCUGCAAUGUUUGGGGGUGACCCUGCCCAAACCUUCCUGCUCAAGGGGGACUCCAACCCCAAGAGAGCUGUCAGGAUGAGUGAGUCUUGAAUGCCAGUAAUAUGUACAACGGUUCCCACUCAAUAAACACAGAUGAGCUGGA